AUGGGGCAUCGGGACGACCUGAUCGCGGCUAUGGUUGUCUUCUUAGUAGUCGACACCCUUGCCAUAGCCGCCCGUCUCUAUGUUCGUACCAAGAUGCUGACCCGUGGUUUCGGCUUAGACGAUGUUGUUCUCAUCCUGACAUAUAUCGGCUUUAUUAUCUCCUGUGCUAUGGGCUUUACGUCUAUGCAUUACGGCUACGCUGCUCGGGACGAACAGCCGUACUACAGCAAGGUCAAAUACACCAAGUUCCUAUUCGCCAACCAGCUGACACUCUACAUUAGCGCCGGGCUCGUAAAAAUAGCCGUGGCGCUCGUUCUCUAUCGUCUAUCGUCGACUAAGAAGCUACGCUGGCUCCUAAUAGGAUCGAUGGCUGUCGUCACCGCCUGGACCAUAGUCAUGACAUUGUUCGCGUCGUGGCCAUGUGCCCAAGGUGGCGCGUCCAACUGGGCUGGCAGCAAGGCUUGUACGCAAGUCGGUUACUUCCGUACCAUCACCAACAUCUUUAUCGACUACUUCUAUGCGCUGCUGCCGAUAUACAUACUUAGAAAGGUAAAGAUGAGCACCAAGUUAAAAAUAUCAGUUCUGCUAUUGUUGGGGCUAGGUGUAUUUGCGAGCUCCGCCACCAUUGUCAAACUUGUUAUCAUAGUCAGGUUAUCAACCGCAAAGGGCGAGGAAGCCCAAGGCCUACACUACGACUUACUUCUCUGGGCCGACAUCGAACUCGGCAUGGCUACAUUCGCGGCGUCUGCGGCAGCUUUGCGGCCUCUACUCAAGCACAUCCCAAGUAUUUGGAGUAGAAGCCAGACGUCGAAUAGCCGUAGCCGUAGCCGUACUACAAGCGAGGCGGUCGGACCCUACCGGGAGCUCGGCGCUACUAACGAGCUGCACCCGGUGAGGAAGCAUGAUGCUAAAAUAGUAAAUAGGGAAGACUCUGAAGGGGAUGUAUUUGUAGUUUGA
Messenger RNA from Daldinia vernicosa, 957 nucleotides. RefSeq lists its product as uncharacterized. NCBI's taxonomy places the organism in Eukaryota, Fungi, Ascomycota, Sordariomycetes, Xylariales, Hypoxylaceae. The record is from RefSeq and is a predicted model, not a curated record. The coding region runs from base 1 to 957 and encodes 318 amino acids. The transcript has 4 exons.